Molecule: messenger RNA, 6452 nt
Organism: Chelonia mydas (Green sea turtle)
Lineage: Eukaryota; Metazoa; Chordata; Testudines; Cheloniidae
Gene: TEK
Product: TEK receptor tyrosine kinase
Exons: 23
Coding region: 2064-5450 (1128 amino acids)
Biological process (GO): angiogenesis; positive regulation of kinase activity; multicellular organism development
Cellular component (GO): signaling receptor complex; plasma membrane
Molecular function (GO): ATP binding; protein binding; transmembrane receptor protein tyrosine kinase activity
Source: RefSeq, a predicted model, not a curated record
AAUGGGAGCACGCUCAGCGGUCGAUUUAUUGCGUCUAGACCAGAUUUAUCACUGCCCAUCAAUCCAGCGGGUAAUGUAGACAAGCCCUCUGAUUCAACCAUGUGCUGUCUAUCUUUGCCCUUUGCAAAGAGGCUUUCUUUUCCUUUUUCUUGCCCUGUUCUCUCUUUUAAGCUAUCUUUAUAUGUUUCUCUUUUAUUUAACUCUUUUAAAAUGUUCUUUUCUUAACCUAUCCUUGUAUUUAAUAGUUUAAAUGCUUUUCUAUUAACCUCCCUUUGUACUUUUUACCAUGUGCUUACUAAACAGUCUCUGCUUUAGUAAAUUCCCUUUUUUUUGCCAUCUGUGUUCUUUUUUAACCUAUUUUUCAAUAUUAUGUAAUGUUUUAAAUGCUCUUUUCUUAACCAGCCCUUAUAUAUAAUAUUUUAAAGGAUUCUUUCUUAACCUGCCUUUAUAUUUUUUACCAUGUGCUUACUAAACAGUUUCCUUUAUAUGUUUCUCUCUUAUUUAACUCUUUUUAAAUGUUCUUUUCUUAACCUACCCUUAUAUUUAAUACACCUUUUAAAUUUAUCUCAAAAAUUUUUAUUCUUUAAUAACAUACCCAACUAGUCCUUUAAAAGCACCUCUCCUUACUAAACCUAACCAAAAAUCUUUUUUCUUUAAUAACUUGCCUCUAUUCUUUCAAACUACCCCUUUAAAAACAAAUAUCGCCAUUUUUUUAAAGUUCACUCUUUCUAUUCUUUAAUAAUAUGCCAAACUAGGCCUUUAAAAUCAUCUCUCGUUACUAAACCUAACCAAACAAUCUUUCUUCUCCUUAAUAACCUGAAGGAACAUUAAUCCACACCUUGCAGAGUCAAGCACAGGAGUUUAUUACGCACGGCGCUGGCGGAGUGUCACUUUGCUUAUUAGGCUCAGAGACACUGCAGAACAAUUAAUUACAAUAGAUUAUAUAGGGUGCUCAUUGGGCAGAGAGAAGCAACGGGGAUGGUUUUUCCCAAACCCCUGGCUAGGUUCUAGCGGCAAGACAAGAUAAGCACAAUAAGCCAAUGGUCUAAAAGAUUACAUGAUGGCUCUGCCCAAAGCUCAAAUUAAUAUAUUGCUGAUACACAGGUAAUUACCCCUAAAUUAUGUCUAUUAAAAUGUAUAGGUUAAAUCCUAAUUUUGGGGUCCAGGGGAAUGAGGUAGCAGCUCUCCCGGUUGACCAGCAGGUGCAUUCCUGGAGAUUUAAAGCAAAAAAAGCAGUAAUUAGACUUAACAAUAACAAUUGUUUAUAAGUUUACCCUUGCAUUUUUGUGGGCUAGGAUUGGCAUAUAUCUGUGAGGGGAGGGAGUCAUAACUCAUGUCAAUCAUAUUAGGCCUCUCCCCGAACUCUGUCUGGGAUCUGAGGGGUAUUGUACCACUAUCUCCUCUCUGCAUUAGGGAGUAACCAUGAGGCCUUUCUCAGCACUUCAUUUGUCUGUAACUCACAAUAAGGAUGCCCAAUUACACUCGGCGUUAUGCUGACUCUGCUUACUGACUUGAAACACACAAGGUUAUCUGUUUACCCCAACUUUCUCUUAACCAUGUAUUGUUCUCUGUUAGCCAGCCCCCAUGGCCCAGGCCAAGUUGUGGACUCCAGGCCUAUAUGAAAAGUUCUUAGCAGAACUGUAGUUAAGAUCUUACAUCCACAGUAUAGGAAUUUUGGCCCUUCAUAACUUUUCUUUCCUCUGUUCCUCUAAACCUUACCAAACCUUUCUUUUUUUAAUCUUUAAGCUCUCUCAUUCUAUUCUUUCAACCUUUUUCUCUAAACAAUCAAAGCACAAGCAUGCAACACUCCCCCUAUUUAAACAAAAAAAAAAUCAAUUUUUUUUUUCAAAAUGGCUGUCGGCUCCAAACCUCAACACCAGCGGAAACAGGGAUGGAGGGCAGGACAUAAGCCCUAAAUGGGGCUUGGAAGCCUGUCAAAAAUGCAUAGUGAUGGAUCCUAUCGAGGUAUAUACUACUAAGAGUAACCAAGGUCUACCCCAUUGAAAGGAUAAUCCCAACCCCACGAGCUGCUGUGGAAACUGGAUGGAUGUACUUUGGAAAGCAUGGACUCUUUAGCACAUUUAAUUCUCUGUGAAUUCACCCUGAUGAUUUCAGGCAAAGUGGAGGCAGCGCUGGACCUGAUGCUGAUCAAUUCACCCCCUCUAGUGGGCAACUCAGAGACGUCGCUUAUCUGUAUUGCAGCCAGAUGGAGGUCCCGCGAGUCUGUCACAAUAGGGCGAGACUAUGAGGCCUUGAUGAGCCAACACCAGGACCCUCUGGAAGUUACUGAAGACGAGAAGAGAGAAACAGCCAAAAAAGUGGUGUGGAAAAGGGAGCAAGCUAGUGAAACUAUCGGAGCUUACUACUGUGAAGGGAAAGUCAAAGACGAGGUGACGAGGAUACGUACAAUGAAGAUGCCACUAGGAGCUUCCUUCCUCCCAGUGGCCUUAACUAUAACAGUGAACAAGGGAGAGCAUGUGAACAUUUCCUUCAUCAGAAAGACUCCAAAGGAAGAAGAUGCAGUGAUCUACAAAAACGGUACUUUCAUUCACUCUGUGCCCAGGCAUGAAGUGCCAAAUGUGCUAGAAGUGACCCGCUCUCAGGCUGAGCUACAGGAUGCAGGGGUCUACUCUGCCAGAUACAUAGGAGGAAGCACCUUCACCUCUGCUUAUACAAGGCUGAUAGUAAGACGCUGUGCAGCUCAGAAGUGGGGCCCGAGCUGCAGCUCAAUCUGCCCUGUGUGCAUGAACAAUGGCAUCUGUCAUGAAGAUAGUGGAGAAUGCAUUUGCCCUCCAGGCUUUAUGGGGAAAACGUGUGAGAAGGCUUGUGGAGACAAUACAUUUGGCAGAACCUGUAAAGAGAGCUGUAAAGAGAACUCAGGCUGCAAAUAUUAUAUGUUCUGUCUACCAGAUCCUUAUGGCUGCUCUUGUGCUACAGGAUGGAAGGGCCUGGAAUGUGAUGAAGAGUGCCAAUCUGGUUUUUAUGGUCCGGACUGUAAACUCAAGUGUAAUUGCAACAAUCGGGGGAAAUGCGACAGAUUUAAGGGCUGCCUCUGUCAGUUUGGCUGGCGUGGUCUACAAUGUGAAAAAGAAGGUUCAGCUGACGUAUCACCUCAGAUAAAGCACUUGCCAGACCAUGUGGAACUCAAUUCUGGCACAGAGUUUAAGCCUAUUUGUAUAGCCACUGGCAAGCCACUUCCUGUUAUUGAAGAAUUUAAACUGUUGAAACAAGAUGGGACUGUCUUCAAGCCCGUCUCAUUUGUUAGCAAUCGCUCAGAAGCAAAGUUUCAUAUCAAUAGAAUCCAGCCCCCUGACUCAGGAACAUGGGUUUGCAGUGUUCAGACAGUAGCAGGGAUGGCAGAAGAGCCUUUCCGGGUUACAGUUAAAGUUCCUCCUGUGCCUCAGUAUGCUCCGAGGAUGAUAGACAGUGGACAUAAUUUUCUCACCAUCAAUAUCAAUGCUGACUCCCACACUGGUGAUGGACCAAUUGUGUCAACCAAGCUCCUGUAUAAGCCUGCUAAAGAUUAUCAGCCCUGGAUGUCAGUAGAAGUAAAUGGAAAGAGCAAGAGAUUAUUUAAUCUAGAACCCAAAACAGAAUAUCAGUUCUGUGUUCAGCUAAGCCGGCAAGGGGAUGGUGGAGAAGGGCAUCCUGGGCCACAGGCAAGCUUCACAACGGCUGCACUUGGUCUUCCUCCACCAGAAGGUCUCACCCUCCUUCCUAAAAGCAAGACAUCUCUGAUUUUGUCAUGGCAGCCAAUAGCACAGAAGCCAGAAGAUGACCUUCUUGUUGAAGUGGAAAGGACGAGUGUGAAUGACAACAGUGGUGAUGAGAUCAGUGUUAUCACCCGUGUGCCAGGAAAUAUAUCCACCCUGGUUAUUGAUGAUUUAGAACCCAGACAGCAGUAUAGGUGCAGGGUACGUGUGAAUACCAGGUCUGAAGGAGAGUGGAGUGACUAUUUGUAUGCAUGGACCUACAGUGACAGAAUCCCACCGUCACCUGACAACAUCAAGAUUUUCAACAUCACGGACACCUCCGCCAUCAUCUCUUGGUCAACUGCUGCGGGACAGUCCAUCUCCUCCAUCAUCAUCAGCUACAAGAUUUAUGGCAAGGCUGAGUACAACCACAUUGACGUCACAAUAAAAAACACAACCAUCACGCAGUAUCAUCUCAAGGGCCUCGAGCCGAACACUGCGUAUCUGGUUCAGAUUAGUGCACAGAACAAUAUUGGACUGAGCAACCCAAACCCCUCUCUUGAACUGCAGACUCUCCCGGAAACAAAAGCUCCGUAUGAAUCGAAGGGAGGGAAAAUGCUGCUGAUUGCGAUCCUUGGCUCAGCAGGGAUGACCUGCCUAACAAUCCUCCUGGCCUUUCUCAUCAUGCUGCAGCUAAAGCGAGCCAACUUCCAGCGCAGAAUGGCUCAAGCCUUCCAAAAUGUGGUGAGAGAAGAGCCAGCUGUCCAGUUUAACUCAGGAACUCUCACUCUGAGCAGGAAAGCCAAGAACAGCCCAGACCCCACUAUCUAUCCAGUCCUCGAGUGGAAUGACAUCAAAUUUCAAGAUGUGAUUGGGGAGGGCAACUUUGGACAAGUCCUUAAAGCACGAAUUAAGAAGGAUGGCUUGCGAAUGGAUGCUGCCAUCAAAAGGAUGAAAGAGUAUGCAUCAAAGGAUGAUCACAGAGACUUUGCUGGAGAAUUGGAAGUUCUUUGUAAACUUGGACAUCAUCAUAAUAUCAUAAAUCUUUUGGGAGCAUGUGAACAUCGGGGGUAUCUUUACCUGGCUAUUGAAUAUGCUCCCCAUGGAAAUUUACUCGAUUUCCUAAGGAAGAGCAGAGUGCUGGAGACAGACCCAGCAUUUGCUAUUGCCAACAGCACUGCCUCCACACUGUCUUCUCAGCAGCUUCUGCAUUUUGCAGCAGAUGUGGCCAGAGGGAUGGACUACUUAAGCCAAAAACAGUUUAUUCAUCGCGAUUUGGCAGCAAGAAACAUCUUGGUUGGAGAAAACUAUGUUGCAAAAAUAGCAGAUUUUGGAUUGUCUAGAGGUCAAGAAGUUUAUGUUAAAAAGACCAUGGGAAGGCUUCCAGUGCGAUGGAUGGCAAUUGAAUCUCUAAAUUACAGUGUGUACACCACAAACAGUGAUGUGUGGUCAUAUGGUGUCCUGUUAUGGGAAAUAGUCAGUUUAGGUGGGACACCGUACUGUGGAAUGACAUGUGCAGAACUCUAUGAGAAAUUGCCACAAGGGUACAGACUGGAAAAGCCUCUCAACUGCGAUGAUGAGGUGUAUGACCUAAUGAGACAGUGUUGGCGGGAGAAACCGUAUGAAAGGCCAUCAUUCGCUCAGAUCCUGGUGUCACUGAACAGGAUGUUAGAGGAACGAAAGACAUAUGUGAAUACCACGCUGUAUGAGAAGUUUACCUAUGCAGGCAUUGACUGCUCUGCUGAAGAAGCUGCUUAAGACAGAAAAAAAUCUUCAUAUAUUGAACAACUAUUAAACAAACCAAAAACUCAGCCUUCUGGGGCACAGAAUGGGAUGUGCUGUGUAUAGCUCUUUGUAAAAUAUUGUUGAACUACAGAUAGCAUUGUGUAUAUCUUACAGUAAGCUCUGCCUCCAUAGACUGUAGGAAUGUAUAUACUGUUUUGAGUAAGAAUGGGCUAAAGUCAUCAAUUCUAAGGUUUCAGAGUAGUAGCCGUGUUAGUCUGUACCAGCAAAAACAACGAGGAGUCCUUGUGGCUCCUUAAAGACUAACAAAUUUAUUUGGGCAUAAGCUUUCGUGGGCUAGAACCCACUUCAUCAGAUGCAUGGAGUGAAAAUACAGGAGCAGGUAUAAAUACAUGAAAGGAUGGGGGGGGGUUACUUUACCAAGUGUGAGGGCAGUCUUUACUAAACGUAAACUUAACUUCCCCAAUAGUAAUUUCUCCCUACUGUUACUCUCACCUUCUUGUCAACUGUCUGAGCCACUCUCUUAUCACUUCAGCAGUUAUUUUUUCUCCCUUGGUAUCCUACUGUUAAUUGAUUUAUCUCGAUAGACUGACCUCACACUUGGUAAAGCAACUCCCCCAUCCUUUCAUGUAUUUAUACAAGCAACUGCUGUUUGUUUUUUGUCAUUCAGUUUAAUAGCCAAUUUCUGUAUUAAAUAUCAAUGUUUAUCUUGACAAUAUAUAUAUUAGAGAGUGGUGUUAUUUUAGAAAGCCACAGGGCGUUUAUCACAAAGACUGGGCAUUCAUAAAUGUAUUACAUAUUGUAAAACACAUUUCUAAAAGGUCAGUUUGGCUACAAGUGCAAUUUUUUCAUUUUGUAUUUGAGUCUAAUAAUACACUGACUAAGUAUGGAUCAUUAGGUAAUUAUAACCAGGCAAGGUUCACUUACUUGCUUGUGACCACCCUAUUCCUUGUGUGCCUGGCUGUAGUUUACUGUGUGGCCUUUAACAAAUAAUGUACUAAAAGCCUUUAAAAUAUU